Molecule: messenger RNA, 2060 nt
Organism: Penaeus indicus
Lineage: Eukaryota; Metazoa; Arthropoda; Malacostraca; Decapoda; Penaeidae
Gene: Mks1
Product: tectonic-like complex member MKS1
Exons: 14
Coding region: 124-1737 (537 amino acids)
Biological process (GO): cilium assembly
Cellular component (GO): MKS complex
Source: RefSeq, a predicted model, not a curated record
CAAGUAACAUCCCAAACAAACAGACGUUUUUUUCGAGGAAGUCAAAGCAAACGUUUCAUGACAAAAACACAAAAGGCGAGACGUUACAUGUGUAUUUGUUAGACGUUUAUGAGUUGAAUAAAUAUGGAGCCAGCAAGAGAUCACUGUGCUUACUACUAUACAAAAGAACAAAUAGAAAACCUCAGAAUAAGGACAGUGUUGCAGCAACUCACAGGUUCCCAGCUGGUUGACGCAUCACCAAGAGCGGUAGAAAAUACACCUGCGGUUGGCGAGGUGGACCUGAACCUUACAACCCUUUCCGUGCCCACUGCAUCAACUAGUGAUGCCAGUGCUUCACACACACAACAGCAAGUUAUUAAGUGGCAGCAGAAAUUGUUAAGUCCUUUUGAAAUAGUGGAAUAUGGCCGUCCUAUAUAUGCAGAGGAUUCACAACACAAAUCGUACCAUGAACAGGCUGUUAAAUUAAAGAAACGCAAGCAAUGGAGGAGAAGAAUUUUCACCUACACACACCAAGAUAAUUAUCAAAGCCAGAUCCACAUUAGGGCAAGCACAACAAAACAGAUGGAACCAGAUACGUGUGUGAGGCAAAGGAAACGAACAGAAGGUGAAAGAAAUGCCAGUCAAAGUGCAGCCCUGGUGGAUGGCAGGAAAGGAGGGGAGAAGAAUGACCCAGAAGCAACUAAGUCUCAACAGCAGCAUUUUUACAUCAUGGCUGACUUGGCACCACCUGAGUUCUUAGGAGAAACCAGAGCCCACGAAGUGAUCCUUUGCACACUGCGGUACAAUCCUCAUGGCCAGCUGACUGUUUCGCCUGACUUCACCAAAUUGAAUACAAAACCAUUUAGGUUAGAGAGUUUUGGUUCUGACAAUGCUCUCUAUGAAUACACCGUUGAAAAUGUGUCUCUUCCACAACCUCUGGAGGAGAAACAGAAGGAAAAUGAGCUACUUCAGCAGAUAUCACGGCAGCGAAUGGAAGAAAUGCAGCAAAUAGUUGGGCUGGACUGGAACACACAACAGCUAGGUGAAGGUGAAAUACGAUUGGUUGUGACAGGGGAGAUUUGCCGUGCACAGCAUUUCUCAGACGUUUCAUCUUUGUACCUCCACUAUGUCCUACAUCUUCCUCCAGGAUGGAGACACAACUCAGGGACAGACUGUGAGGGUUUCACUCCUACGUGUGUGGUUGGACACCUAGAGGAUAUUCCAACAGUACAUUAUUCCACUCCCUUCACUGUAGAUGUGACACGCUCAAAAGGAGGUAAAGGUUGGCCACAGAUGUUGCUGGCAGUAUUCUCGGUUGACUGGUGGGGCCGGGAGAGGGAUGAAGGAUAUGCAUCUUUUGUUCUUCCAACACCUGGCUACGACUCAUGCAACAACAGUGACAAGAUGGAAGGUGGACUUCACCAAGUGGGAACAUGGCGACCAGCCCAGUCUUCACCCAUUGCCACAAUGCGAAGGUUCUUUCUUGGGGGAUGUCAACUCAUGGCUGAUUCUUCAUAUCUGGCUGUUGAGUAUUGCUCUGAGAAUGGCCGUAAGAGUAGGUUGGGAUUCAGGACUGUGACUAGUGGUACAGUGGAGCUUAGAACCAACACCCUUAUUGAGUCAAACUCUAAAAUAGCAGAAUCAUGGAAUUCAGCUGUGCCUUGGAAUGCUCCCAUUUGGCAGUUAUCAACUCGGGCUGUUUUAGAUGCCUUCAAUAAAUCACGACAGAAACUUAGAGCAGCAAAACAAGGGGUUUAGUGAGUGUCAGAAGUUUAGAUUUCGUGGUGCAUGUUGCUCAGGUAUUGCAGACCUUGGGCUGAUGUUUACUUGUAGGGAAAGAGCUACAAAUGUGAGUUAUGGAAAAGCAGUAUGAACAGGUGUUUCUGAAUGAAAUGCUCCCAUAUGUAACACAUUAUUAGAUUUAUUUAUUUAUCUUUAUAUUAGGUGUGUGUCUGAAAAAAAAAUUCUGCAGGUCUUCUCAUAUUGUAUGUGAAUGAACAUAGUUGAUCUAUAAUGCAGAUUGAACAUAAAUUCUUGUGUUGAGAAAGUUUUGAAUCAAAGGAUUAAAGGGAAGAGUGAAU